AUGACUAUUGUUACGAAUUUCAUUUCAGAGACACUGGGAUCACAGAGUCAGCAAACUAGAACAAAGAAAGAUCAGCAAAACUUAGAAACCAAAUUUCGACUCUAUACAGAUACAACUGAAGGCGUCUGUCAGAUUUUUUUAAAUCAGUUGGAAACUCUUGAGAAAUGCAGUUUCAAUGCGUCUCUUCCUCUGGUGAUGAUAGUCCAUGGCUGGUCGGUGGAUGGGAUGUUAGAAGGUUGGAUUUGGAAAAUGGCAGCAGCUCUGAAAUCUCAGCACAAACAAACUAACGUGGUCAUUGCAGACUGGCUUACAUUUGCUCACCAGCACUAUCCCAUUGCUGUACAGAAUACACGCUACAUAGGACAGGAGAUAGCAGACUUCCUGGAAUGGUUGGAGGAAUCCAUUCAAUUUUCCAGAAGCAAUGCUCAUCUAAUUGGGUACAGCCUAGGAGCUCAUGUUUCAGGAUUUGCUGGAAGUUUUAUCAGUGGUACAAACAAGAUUGGAAGAAUUACAGGCCUUGACCCUGCCGGUCCCUUGUUUGAAGGAAUGUCACCAACAGACCGUUUAUCUCCAGAUGAUGCAAACUUCGUAGACGCAAUUCAUACAUUCACUAAACAGCACAUGGGUCUUAGUGUUGGCAUCAAGCAGCCCGUGGCUCAUUUUGACUUUUAUCCCAAUGGAGGUACCUUUCAGCCUGGCUGUCACAUCAUGCAUGUGUAUAACCACAUUGCACAAUACGGAAUCACUGGUAUCACUCAAACUGUGAAAUGUGCCCAUGAGAGGUCAGUUCAUUUGUUCAUCGACUCUCUGCUUCACAAGGAUAAGCAAAGCACAGCAUACUGGUGCAACGACAUCAACACUUUCAACAAAGGAAUGUGUCUCAGCUGUAGAAAGAACCGGUGCAACACACUGGGCUACAACAUUCGGGAGGAAAGGCUCCCAAAAAGUAGACAACUCUUUUUGAAAACAAGAGCACAUAUGCCUUUCAAAGUCUAUCAUUAUCAGUUCAAGAUCCAGUUCAUCAAUGAAAUCCAAGGCAAGCAGAUAGACCCAACUUUUACCAUGUCUCUGACAGGCACUAAGGAAGAUGCUAAAAAUCUGCCCAUCCCACUAUUUGAAGGUAUUAAUGGGAAUAAAACCUACUCUUUUCUCAUCACCCUGGACACUGAUAUUGGUGAGCUAAUAAUGAUCAAGUUCAAAUGGGAAGGAGCUGCAGUUUGGGAAAAUAUAUGGGACACAGUUCAAACCAUAAUACCGUGGACAAAAGGCACUCGUCGACCAGGACUUAUAGUGAAGACAAUAAGAGUGAAAGCAGGGGAAACACAGCAAAAAAUGACAUUUUGUUCUCAAAGCAUUGACAACAUUCACCUUCAUCCAGCCCAAGAGAAAACAUUGGUGAGGUGUGAAGAUCGCUUUCGGAGACAAAACUGAAAAUGAGCAGGAA
Balearica regulorum gibbericeps (East African grey crowned-crane) is the source of this 1444-nucleotide messenger RNA. RefSeq names its product lipase C, hepatic type (gene LIPC). Lineage: Eukaryota; Metazoa; Chordata; Aves; Gruiformes; Gruidae. The record is from RefSeq and is a predicted model, not a curated record. Gene Ontology annotation, molecular function: lipoprotein lipase activity; apolipoprotein binding. Gene Ontology annotation, biological process: lipid catabolic process.